AGCCCGGCGGCCGAGCGGGGCGCGGACCUGGGCGCCGACGAAGAGCAGCCCGUCCCGUACCCGGCACUGGCGGCCACUGUCUUCUUCUGCCUCGGGCAGACCACGCGGCCGCGCAGCUGGUGUCUCCGGCUGGUCUGCAACCCGUGGUUCGAACACGUCAGUAUGCUGGUCAUCAUGCUCAACUGCGUGACCCUCGGCAUGUUCCGGCCCUGUGAGGAUGUUGAGUGCCGCUCGGAGCGCUGCAGCAUCCUGGAGGCCUUUGACGACUUCAUCUUCGCAUUCUUCGCGGUGGAGAUGGUCAUCAAGAUGAUCGCCCUGGGGCUAUUCGGACAGAAGUGCUACCUGGGUGAUACAUGGAACAGGCUGGACUUCUUCAUUGUCAUGGCGGGCAUGAUGGAGUACUCUCUGGACGGACACAACGUGAGCCUCUCAGCCAUCCGGACGGUGCGCGUGCUGCGGCCCCUCCGCGCCAUCAACCGUGUGCCCAGCAUGCGGAUCCUGGUCACGCUGCUGCUGGACACACUCCCCAUGCUCGGGAACGUUCUCCUGCUCUGCUUCUUUGUCUUCUUCAUCUUCGGCAUCGUGGGAGUCCAGCUUUGGGCUGGCCUGCUGCGCAACCGCUGCUUUCUGGACAGCACCUUCGCCAGAAACAGUAACCUCAGCUUCCUGCGGCCAUACUACCAGCCGGAGGAGGGCGAGGAGAACCCUUUCAUCUGCUCCUCCCGCCGGGACAACGGCAUGCAGAAGUGCUCGCACAUCCCCAGUCGCCGUGAGCUGCGCGUGGAGUGCACGCUGGGCUGGGAGGCCUAUGGGCAGCCGCAGGCCGAGGGCACAGGUGGCGCCGGCCAUCACACCUGCAUCAAUUGGAACCAGUACUACAACGUGUGCCGCUCUGGUGACUCCAACCCACACAAUGGGGCCAUCAGCUUUGACAACAUCGGCUACGCCUGGAUCGCCAUCUUCCAGGUGAUCACGCUGGAGGGCUGGGUGGACAUCAUGUACUACGUCAUGGAUGCUCACUCCUUUUACAACUUCAUCUACUUCAUCCUGCUCAUCAUCGUGGGUUCCUUCUUCAUGAUCAACCUGUGCCUGGUGGUGAUCGCCACACAGUUCUCAGAGACGAAGCAACGAGAGAACCAGCUGAUGCGGGAGCAGCGGGCCCGCUACCUGUCCAACGACAGCACACUCGCCAGCUUCUCAGAGCCAGGCAGCUGCUACGAGGAGCUUCUCCGGUACGUGGGCCACAUCUACCGCAAGGUGAAGCGCCGAGGCCUGCGCCUCUACGCCCGCUGGCAGAGUCGCUGGUGCAAGAAGGUCGACCCCAGCAGUGCACUGCAUGGCCAGGGUCCUGGGCGCCGGGCGCGGCGGGCGGGUGGGCGCACCGCCUCCAUCCACCACCUGGUCUACCAUCACCACCACCACCACCACCACCACUACCACUUCAGCCAUGGCAGCCCGCGCCGGCCGGGCCCCGAGGAGGGUGCCGGGGACACCAGGCUGGUGCGGGCUGGAGUGCCGCCCUCACCUGGGCGUGGGCCCCCUGACGCUGAGUCAGUGCACAGCGUGUACCAUGCAGACUGUCAUGUGGAAGGGCCACAGGAGAGGGCCAGGGUGGCACACGCCGCGGCCACCACUGCUGCCAGCCUCAAGCUGGCCACUGGGAUGGGCGCCAUGAACUACCCCACCAUCCUGCCUUCAGCUGCAGGCGGCAGCAAGGGGAAGCAGUCCAGCGGGCCGCUGGGAGCUGGGGGGCACAGCCCCCUGAGCCUAAGCAGCCCUGAUCCCUGCGAGAAGCUCCAGCACCUGGUUGGGGAGCAUGGACUGGGCCAGGCCCCCAGCCGCCUGUCGGGCCUGAGCGUGCCCUGUCCCCUGCCCAGCCCCCAGGCGGGCACACUGACCUGUGAGCUGAGCAACUGCCCAUACUGCACCAGCGCCCUGGAGGACCCGGAGCUGGAAUUCAGUGACUCAGACAGCGGAGACUCAGACAGCAAUGGGGUCUACGAGUUCACACAGGAUGUGCGGCACGGGGACCGCCGUGACCCCAUGCAGCCAUCCCCAGCGGUGGACGCGCCAGGCCCAGGUGGGGCACGGCGGCGGGUGCAGCGGCGGGCAGCAGCGGGUGAGCUGGGUGGGUUGGGCCGUGUCUGGACCUCCUUCAGUGGCAAGCUGCGCAGGAUCGUGGACAGCAAGUACUUCAACCGUGGCAUCAUGGUGGCCAUCCUCACCAAUACGCUGAGCAUGGGCGUCGAGUACCACGAGCAGCCUGACGAGCUGACCAACGCCUUGGAGAUCAGCAACAUUGUGUUCACAAGCAUGUUUGCCCUGGAGAUGCUGCUAAAGCUGCUGGCCUGCGGCCCAGUGGGCUACAUCCGGAACCCCUACAACAUCUUCGAUGGCAUUAUUGUCGUUAUCAGCGUCUGGGAGAUCAUUGGGCAAGCGGAUGGUGGGCUAUCGGUGCUGCGGACCUUCCGGCUGCUGCGGGUGCUGAAGCUGGUACGCUUCAUGCCCGCGCUGCGGCGCCAGCUGGUGGUGCUCAUGAAGACCAUGGACAACGUGGCCACCUUCUGCAUGCUGCUCAUGCUCUUUAUCUUCAUCUUCAGCAUCCUCGGUAUGCACCUAUUUGGCUGCAAAUUCAGCCUGAAGACGGACACCGGAGACACGGUCCCUGACAGGAAGAACUUUGAUUCCUUGCUGUGGGCCAUUGUCACCGUGUUCCAGAUCCUCACCCAGGAGGACUGGAACGUGGUUCUCUACAACGGCAUGGCCUCCACCUCCUCCUGGGCCGCCCUCUACUUCGUGGCUCUCAUGACCUUUGGCAACUACGUGCUCUUCAACCUGCUGGUGGCCAUCCUGGUGGAGGGUUUCCAGGCCGAGGGUGACGCCAACAGGUCUGACACAGAUGAAGACAAGACAUCUACCCAUGUGGAGGAGGAUCUGGACAAGUUCAGAGGCCUCAGGGCCACAGAGAUGAAGAUGUACUCACUGGCGGUGACCCCCAACGGGCACCUGGAGGGCCGGGGCAGCCUGCCCCCUCCCGUCAUCAUGCGCACGGCAGCCACACCCAUGCCCACCCCUAAGAGCUCCCCACACCUGGACGCAGCCCACGGUCUCCUGGACUCUCGGCGUGGCAGCAGCAGUUCCGUGGACCCCCAGCUAGGGGACCAGAAGUCUCUGUCCAGCCUGCGCAGCUCGCCCUGCACCCACUGGGGCCCCAACAGCGCCUGGAGCAGCCGGCGCUCGAGCUGGAACAGCCUGGGCCGUGCGCCCAGCCUCAAGCGCCGGAGCCAGCGUGGGGAGCGUGAGUCGCUGCUGUCUGGCGAGGGCAAGGGCAGCGGCAGCACAGACGAGGAGGCUGAGGACGGCAGGCCCGGGGCAGGGGCCUCACCAGGCACACGUGCCACGCCACUGCGGCGUGCCGAGUCCCUGGACCACCGCAGCACACUGGACCUACAGCCCCCACGGCCGGCCACCCUGCUGCCCACUAAGUUUCACGACUGCAAUGGGCAGGUGCUAGCCCUGCCCAGCGAAUUCUUCCUGCGCAUCGACAGCCACAAGGAGGACCUGGCUGAGUUUGAUGAUGACGUGGAGGAUAGCUGCUGCUCCCGGCUGCAGAAAGUGCUGGAGCCCUACAAGCCCGAGUGCUGUCGGAGCCGAGAGCCCUGGGCCCUGUAUCUCUUCUCCCCCCAGAACAGGUUCCGCAUCUCAUGCCAGAAGAUCAUCGCUCACAAGAUGUUUGAUCAUGUUGUCCUCGUCUUCAUCUUUCUUAACUGCAUCACGAUCGCCCUGGAAAGGCCAGACAUCGACCCUGGCAGCACCGAGCGCGUCUUCCUCAGUGUCUCCAACUACAUUUUCACAGCGAUCUUCGUGGCUGAGAUGAUGGUGAAGGUAGUGGCCCUGGGCCUGGUCUCUGGCGAGCACGCCUAUCUGCAGAGCAGCUGGAACGUGCUGGAUGGGCUGCUGGUCCUGGUGUCCCUGGUCGACAUCGUCGUGGCCAUGGCCUCAGCCGGUGGUGCCAAGAUCCUGGGCAUCCUGCGUGUGCUGCGCCUGCUGCGGACACUUCGGCCCCUGAGGGUCAUCAGCCGCGCUCCGGGCCUCAAGCUGGUGGUUGAGACUCUGAUAUCAUCGCUCAGGCCCAUUGGAAACAUUGUCCUCAUCUGCUGUGCCUUCUUCAUCAUCUUUGGCAUCCUGGGGGUGCAGCUCUUCAAAGGGAAGUUUUACUACUGCGACGGUGCCGACACCAGGAACAUCUCCACUAAGGCCGAGUGCCGGGCAGCUCGCUACCGCUGGGUGCGGCGCAAGUAUAACUUUGACAACCUGGGCCAGGCGCUCAUGUCCCUGUUCGUGCUCUCGUCCAAGGACGGCUGGGUGAACAUCAUGUACGACGGGCUGGAUGCCGUGGGCAUAGACCAGCAGCCAGUGCCCAACCACAACCCUUGGAUGCUGCUCUACUUCAUCUCCUUCCUGCUCAUCGUCAGCUUCUUUGUGCUCAACAUGUUCGUGGGUGUCGUGGUGGAGAACUUCCACAAGUGCCGGCAGCACCAGGAGGCCGAGGAGGCACGGCGGCGGGAGGAGAAGCGGCAGCGGCGCCUGGAGAGGAAACGCAGGAGCACUUUCCCCAGCCCAGAGGCCCAGCGCCGGCCCUACUAUGCAGACUACUCACCCACACGCCGCUCCAUCCACUCCCUGUGCACCAGCCACUACCUGGAUCUCUUUAUCACCUUCAUCAUCGGUGUCAACGUCAUCACCAUGUCCAUGGAGCACUACAACCAGCCCAAGUCUCUGGACGAGGCCCUCAAGUACUGUAAUUACGUCUUCACCAUCGUCUUCGUCUUCGAGGCUGUGCUGAAGCUGGUGGCCUUUGGAUUCCGGAGGUUCUUCAAGGACAGAUGGAACCAGCUAGACCUGGCCAUCGUCCUGCUGUCCAUCAUGGGUAUCACCCUGGAGGAGAUCGAGAUGAACGCAGCACUGCCCAUCAACCCCACAAUCAUCCGCAUCAUGCGUGUGCUUCGAAUCGCCCGAGUGCUGAAGCUGCUCAAGAUGGCCACUGGCAUGCGGGCCCUGCUGGACACGGUGGUUCAGGCGCUGCCCCAGGUAGGGAACCUCGGCCUGCUUUUCAUGCUCCUGUUUUUUAUCUAUGCUGCCCUGGGAGUGGAGCUGUUCGGGAGGCUCGAGUGCAGUGAGGACAACCCCUGUGAGGGCCUGAGCAGACACGCCACCUUCUCCAACUUCGGUAUGGCCUUUCUCACGCUGUUCCGAGUGUCCACGGGGGACAACUGGAAUGGGAUCAUGAAGGACACGCUUCGGGAGUGCGCACGCGAGGACAAGCACUGCCUCAGCUACCUGCCAGCCAUCUCACCCAUCUACUUCGUCACCUUCGUGCUGGUGGCCCAGUUCGUGCUGGUCAAUGUGGUGGUGGCUGUGCUCAUGAAGCACCUGGAGGAGAGCAACAAGGAGGCCCGUGAGGAUGCCGAGCUGGACGCUGAGCUUGAGCUGGAGAUGGCUCAGGGGCCCCCCACCCGCUCCAGGCCUGGGGCCCCGCAGAGCCUGGGCACCGGGCCAGACACCCCCAGUCUACUGGUUGUGCGCAAGGUAUCCGUCUCUCGGAUGCUCUCACUGCCCAACGACAGCUACAUGUUCCGGCCCGUGGCGCCCGCCGCUGCCGCUCACCCCCAGCCACUGCAGGAGGUGGAGAUGGAGACCUACCCAGGCACCUUGGGUCCAGUCACCUCCACCAACUCGCCACCUGUGGAGUCCUGUGCCUCUCUCCAGGUCCCAUCAGCCACAGCCUCCCCAGCCAUGACCAGCAACACUCUCCGUGCUCUGCCCCCUCGGGGUGCAGCCUGCUCCCCCAGCCUCAGCCGGCUGCUCUGCAGACAGGAGGCCGUGCACACCGAGUCCCUGGAAGGGCAGGUUGACGCCCCCGGGGACAGCAGCCCUGGUUGGGCAGAGCCUGGCGGGAAGACCCCUGUGAGGCAGGCGUCCCUGGGGGCCUCCUUGCGGUCCCCGCCCCGUUCCCCGAGGCCCGCCAACGUCCGCACCCGCAAGCACGCUUUUGGACAGCGUUGCAUCUCCAGCCGGCCGCCGGCCCCAGGCGGAGAGGAGGGCGAGGCCCCAGACGCGGCCGAUGAGGAGGUCAGCCACAUCACCAGCUCUGCCCGCAGCCCCUCGGCCUCGCCUGCUGCCCGUGGGGUGGUGGGUGGUGAGCCAGCCCGGCACGGGCUCUACAGUGUCGGCGCCCAGGGCUUCCUGGAACAGCCGGGCCGAGCCGACGAACAGAGGCGGCCCUCAGUGGAGCAAGGCUGCGUAGACGGCCGCCCAGAGGCCGGUGAGGUGACGGCCCGGGCCCAGGAGGCUGAAUUGGCUCUGGGGUCACGCAGGAAGAAGAAGAUGAGCCCCCCCUGCAUCUCCAUAGACCCCCCCGCGGAGGAUGAGGGCGCGGCCCGGCCCCCUGCGGCGGAGGGCAGCAGCACCACCCUGCGGCGGAGAACCCCGUCCUGCGAGGCCGCACCCCACAGGGACCCCCUGGAGCCCAUGGACAAUGCAGGGGUGGACGCUGCUCCCAAAGGGGAGCGGUGGGGCCAGGCCCCCUGCCGUGCAGAACACCUGGCCAUCCCAAACUUUUCCUUUGAGACACUGGACAUGGGGGGCCCUAGCGGGGGCCUGUUCUUCGACGGCGGCCAUGGUGUUGCCGCAGAACCCAGACUUUCAUCCUCAGGUGCUACGGCACCUCCGGAACCUCAGCAGACCGAGCCACCCACUCCACCUGGUGACCCCCCAGGAGAGGGACAAGGGCUUCACCUCACAGUCCCCCAGAGUCCCCUGAAGAAAGGGCCCCCCCCAGCCACCAGCACCCUGGGUGACAGUGUAGAUGAGCCCGUGUAGCUCGAGGUGCAGUACGCACUGGCUUUGGCCCUGGGGUUGGGGUGCACCCAGCAGGGUGGUGGCGCCAGGCUGGGCCAUCCGUGGACCCCAGGUCAGACCCCACCAUGGGUAGAGGAGCCGGGUGAGUGUCAGCCCAGUACGCGGGGAGGCAGACGCUGUUCCGGGUGCAGCGGAGCCUGGGGAGCCCGUGGACUGAAGCCUCCCUCCCGUCCAUUCAGGUUUGGGAUUUCCGAGUUUGCCGCCCUGCUCUGAGGCCGGGUUGCGGUCUGGUCAUCAGUCCUGUAACAAAAGCUGUGUCCAAGGGACAAGGAGCAGAAAAUGACCAAAAGGGGAAAAGCAGAGGCCAUCCAGCAGAGCGCGAUCCUCACAUCCACUUAUUUUUAUAGGGAACACGCUCGGGGCCACUUGUGCCGUCUGGGUGGCGGCUCCAUCCCCGAGGCUACGUGGCCACGCUUCACGUCACUCACAGUCUGAGUUCUCAUCUGUUUGUCUCCACCCCUCAUCGCUCCCCUCUGUGCCCACUCCCCACUUCUGUCCCCCUCGGCAUUUGGAGAACACCCCUGACUGGACUCUGGGAAACGGCCGGUCACCAGGGCUUUGGGGACUUUCCAGUGAGACCCCUGCUGCCCGUGGGGAGUUUCAGCUGAUACCCCUUGUUUCAUUUCAUUUCUUUUAUAAAUUCAGGUUAAACGUUGCAAUAAUAUGAAGCAGAAUACUCCGCUUCUCAAGUCAAGGGGACUUGGGAUUGGGGGCAAAGCAGAGCAGAAUAAAUAUUAACUUAUUUAAGAAAAGCA
Molecule: messenger RNA, 7676 nt
Organism: Vicugna pacos (alpaca)
Lineage: Eukaryota; Metazoa; Chordata; Mammalia; Artiodactyla; Camelidae
Source: RefSeq, a predicted model, not a curated record